AUGGCGUCCGCGCCGCAAAACACGGCGUCGAUGCACGGGUCGGCGGUCGUCCGAGGCAUGCACGAGUUUCUCAUCGUCGGCUACAGCGAGCGUAAGCCUUUCGCCCGCCUCACCAGCGACCCCGCCUGCGUCCUCCACGACCUCAUGCACGGCAAUGCCCACGUUAGGUACCACUCCAUCAACUCCGGUGCCUUCCAGGUCAGCAACUGCACCUGGGAUCUCGUCUGCACCUUCGACGACCAAGGCCACCUCACAUCUAUCAGCCUCGACCUGCUCGGCACCGACAUAACCAAGGACGUGAUCGUCACGGCCAGCAUUCAGAUCGACGACCCGCGCGGCCAGUGGCCGCCCGCUGUGUGGCGAAGCGACGCCGCCUAUAGAUUCUCAACCAAUUUUAUUUCCAAGAGUAUGAGCUGGAAGCUGUCGCUCCCAGAUGCGUUCUGUGGGCACGAGAAGCGCUACGUCACCGACGACGACCGCCUCACCAUCCUCUGCACCCUCGGCAUUCUCCAAGAGGAUGCCCAGACCGCCGCAGAGGCAAGGAAGUGCUUGGUCUCCUUGGUGCCGGCGCCCACCAUCCGCCGGGAUUUCCAGCAGCUUCUACUACGUCCCUCAAGGAUACCCCCGUCAUCGAAAGUGACCUUCCUCGUUGAGGAUACCAAGUUCCGCGCCCACACGCUUGUGCUUGCUAUGCGGUCGCCAGUCUUCGCCGCGGAGCUCUUUGGUCACAUGAUGGAGAGCACCACACAACGUGUUAGGAUCGAGGACAUGCGUGCCUCCACAUUCAGGGCCAUGCUCCAGUUCAUCUAUACUGACGAGCUUCCCAUCAAGCCAAACAACGACGAGGAAUCAGGAAGCAGUCGUAAUAACUUCAAAAAAGAAUUCAUGGCGAGGGGCCGUGAAGCCAUGGUACACAAGCUGCUUGUGGCAGCUGAUCGGUACGAUUUCGAGAGGCUCAGGCUCAUGUGCGAGAACAUACUAUGCGAGAGCAUCGAUGUGGAAACUGUCAUGAUGACUUUGCUGCUAGUGCGGGGCCGCCAAAGGUGUUGUCUGCUUGAGGAUUGCUGCAUCAAGUACAUAACAUCUAAUCCUGAUGUGUACGACGCGGUGAGGGCGACCAAGGAUUAUGAGGAGCUUAAGGAAACAUGUAGUUCUUUUAUAAUUGAGGUCAACGAAAGAGUAGCCACACACAACAUGGCCCGCCACACUAGCUCCCCUUCUUCAUCCUCCAUUAUCCGUCGGCCAACAGAAGAGAAGAGCACAUCCAGGGUCAAAUUGUCCAAGGUGUUCCGGAUCGGAGACCCUAAUGGCAAAUCACCAUCGAUUGUGCUUGGUUCAAAAGAUAUUUUUACCAAGGUACGUGAAACCCGGGGGUUUCAAAAGUUCAUCACAGUGAAUUCUGCAAAGUCACGAUACAUAGGGCGGAAUGGUUCCCUUACCAUAUGUUGCCACCUUGAAGUCCACACGAAGGCGUGUACUACUAGUACUAGCACCACCAUCGCCAAACCUAUGAUCAUCGUGCCGCCGUCCAACAUUGUCAGGCACCUCGAGCAGCUGAUGGUUAGCAAGCAAUGGUCAGACGUGACGUUCCUGGUCCAGGAGAGUGAGAUUCACGUGCACUGGCUCAUCAUCGCCAUGCGGUCGCCGCUUCUAUAUGAAAUGUUGGUGGCAUCGACAACCAAAAGUGUCGUACGGAUCAGUGAUAUGAAGGCCGUUGUGCUCAGGGCCAUACUCCACUUUGUCUAUACCGACGAGCUGCUUCCUGUGGAUGACACGGUGGUAGCCAGAGAAAUGCUGGAGGCGGCAUGCCGGUUCCGCUUGGAGAGGAUGAAGGCCAUGUGCGAGAAUUUGCUCGCUCAUCUCCUAUCGAAAGACAACGCGAUGAGCACUCUGGAGCUGGCGUUCCGACACCACUGCGAGGGGCUCAAGAUUUACUGCAACGACUCCAUCAAACGUGCAAUGAAGUGA
Messenger RNA from Aegilops tauschii subsp. strangulata, 1968 nucleotides. Lineage: Eukaryota; Viridiplantae; Streptophyta; Magnoliopsida; Poales; Poaceae. The record is from RefSeq and is a predicted model, not a curated record.